This is a messenger RNA of Mya arenaria, 2508 nucleotides long. RefSeq names its product neuroglobin-like. The record is from RefSeq and is a predicted model, not a curated record. NCBI's taxonomy places the organism in Eukaryota, Metazoa, Mollusca, Bivalvia, Myida, Myidae. The transcript has 3 exons. Gene Ontology annotation, molecular function: heme binding; oxygen binding. Bases 1955 to 2440 code for a protein of 161 amino acids.
AUGACUGGUGUUAAAAAAAUUCUACCGACUUCGGAUUUUUGGCGAUAUUUAAAUUUAUUUUUCCCGAAAAGACAAAAAAGGUUUGAAUCUAUUAUCUAAUCUAUAAAGUUAUCAGAUUUUAACGAAGUGUGGUUUACCAGGUUAGUCUUUGUGUUUUAAUGUAGAUACAGUCUGAGAAAAUGAACAAGCAAACCUACCGUGAAUUUGUGUGAGAAUAUAAACAAGCAAACCUACUGUGAAUUUGUGUGAGAAUAUUAACAAGCAAACCUUUCCAUGAUAAGUGUGAUAAAAUGAACAAGCAAACAUUUCCAUGAUAAGUGUGAGAAAAUAAACAAGCAAAACUUUCCAUGAUAAGUGUGAGAAAAUGAACAAGCAAACCUUUCCAUGAUAAGUGUGAGAAAAUGAACACGCAAACCUUUCCAUGAUAAGUGUGAGAAUAUGAACAAGCAAACCUACCGUGAAUUUGUGUGAGAAUAUGAACAAGCAAACCUAACGUGGAUUUGUGUGAGAAUAUGAACAAGCAAACCUACCGUGGAUUCGUGUGAGAAAAUGAGCAAGCAAACCUACCGUGAAUUUGUGUGAGAAUAUGAACAAGCAAACCUUUCCAUGAUAAGUGUGAGAAAAUGAACAAGCAAACCUACCGUGGAUUCGUGUGAGAAAAUGAACAAGCAAACCUACCGUGGAUUAGUGUGAGAAUACGAACAAGCAAACAUUUCCAUGAUAAGUGUGAGAAAAUGAACAAGCAAACCUACCGUGAAUUUGUGUGAGAAAAUGAACAAGCAAACCUACCGUGGAUUUGUGUGAGAAUAUAAACAAAUAAAACUAUCCUAGAUAAGUUUCAGAUUAUGUACUCGCAAAACUACAGUGGAUAAGUGUGUGAUUAUGUACUGGCAAACCUACCGUGGAUAAGUGUGAGAUUAUGUAAUGGCAAACCUACCGUGGAUAUGUGUGAGAUUAUGUACUGGCAAACCUACUGUGGAUAAGUGUGUGAUUAUGUUCUGGCAAACCUACCGUGGAUUAGUGUGUGAUUAUGUACUGGCAAACCUCUCGUGGAUAAAUGUGAGAUUAUGCACUCGCAAACCUCUCGUGGAUAAGUGUGUGAUUAUGUACUGGCAAACCUACCGUGGAUAAGUGUGAGAUUAUGUAAUGGCAAACCUACCGUGGAUAAGUGUGAGAUUAUGUACUGGCAAACCUACCGUGGAUAAGUGUGUGAUUAUGUACUGGCAAACCUACAGUGGAUUAGUGUGUGAUUAUGUACUGGCAAACCUACCGUGGAUUAGUGUGAUAUUAUGUAAUCGCAAACCUACAGUGGAUAAAUGUGUGAUUAUGUACUGGCAAACCUACCGUGGAUAAGUGUGUGAUUAUGUACUGGCAAACCUACCCUGGAUAAGUGUGUGAUUAUGUACUGGCAAACCUACCGUGGAUAAGUGUGAGGCUGUGCACACGCAAACCCACGUUAUGAACUCGCAAAUCUAUCAUCAAUAAGCGGAGAGAAUGUACUUAAAAAACUAUCAUGGAUAAGUGUUAGAUUUUGUACUCGCAAACCUACUGUGGAUUAAUAUGAGGAUGUGAUCACAAACCUCUCGUGGAUAAGUGUGAGAUUAUGCCCUCGCAAACCUACCGUGGAUAAGUGUGAGAUAAUGUACUCGCAAACAUACAGUGGAUAAGAGUGAGAUUAUGCACUCGCAAACCUAACGUGGAUAAGUGUGAGAUUAUGCGCUAGCAAACCUACCGUGGAUAAGUGUAAGAUAAUGUACUCGCAAAACUACCGUGGAUAAGUGUGAGAUUAUGCAUUCGCAAACCUAUCGUGGAUAAGUGUGAGAUUAUGUACUCGCAAACAUACAAUGGAUAGGUGUGAGAUAACGUACUCGCAAACCUACCAUGGAUAAGUGUGGGAAAUGUAAUCGCAAACAUACAGUGGAUAAGUGUGAGAUUAUGUACUCCCAGAUCAACCAUGGUUAAGUGUGAGAUUGUGUACUCUCAAACCUACCUGAGGAUGUUUGAGAGUCGUCCAGAGCUAAUACAAAUAUUUGGAGCUUUUGACGGUCAGGAGUUACCGUUAUUACAACAUUCAGGGUUACUACACGAUCACGCAUCACGUGUCAUGGCAACAGUGGAUGCUGUUGUAACUCAACUUGAAGACAGGCAUACACUUGCAGUGACUCUAAGGGAUGUAGGCCAUAUUCAUCGGAAAUACAAUGUGCCUAAUGACCUCAUUCCGACAAUACUUCCGCAUUUCCUCGUGGCAAUCAAGCCUCAAAUUGAUGCCACGUGGUCAGAUGAAGUCAGUGAAUCGUGGACGGCGCUGUUUGACAUUCUCAUAUAUUACAUGACAGAAGGAGAGCUGACUCAGCGCGCGCCAAAAAACUCUGGACACAGUGUUUGUCAGAACGCGGAUAAGCAUGAGCACAAUGGCAAUGGAAGUCGACAUAAAUCAUAGCAAGUGCUAACAUUAGAUUCUGUCGAUACAUUUGUAUAUUGUCAUUCCAUGUUGAUCUAAAAGAAAUU